Messenger RNA from Symphalangus syndactylus (siamang), 1715 nucleotides. RefSeq names its product tyrosinase (gene TYR). Gene Ontology annotation, molecular function: tyrosinase activity. NCBI's taxonomy places the organism in Eukaryota, Metazoa, Chordata, Mammalia, Primates, Hylobatidae. The record is from RefSeq and is a predicted model, not a curated record. Gene Ontology annotation, biological process: melanin biosynthetic process; pigmentation.
AUGCUCCUGGCUGUUUUGUACUGCCUGCUGUGGAGUUUCCAGACCUCCACUGGCCAUUUCCCUCGAGCCUGUGUCUCCUCGAAGAACCUGAUGGAGAAGGAAUGCUGCCCACCGUGGAGCGGGGACAGGAGUCCCUGUGGCCAGCUUUCAGGCAGAGGUUCCUGUCAGAAUAUCCUUCUGUCCAAUGCACCACUUGGGCCUCAAUUUCCCUUCACAGGGGUGGAUGACCGGGAGUCGUGGCCUUCCGUCUUUUAUAACAGGACCUGCCAGUGCUCUGGCAACUUCAUGGGAUUCAACUGUGGAAACUGCAAGUUUGGCUUUUGGGGACCAAACUGCACAGAGAGACGACUCUUGGUGAGAAGAAAUAUCUUUGAUUUGAGUGCCCCAGAGAAGGACAAAUUUUUUGCCUAUCUCACUUUAGCAAAGCAUACCAUCAGCUCAGACUAUGUCAUCCCCAUAGGGACCUAUGGCCAAAUGAAAAACGGAUCAACACCCAUGUUUAACGACAUCAAUAUUUAUGACCUCUUUGUCUGGAUGCAUUAUUAUGUGUCAAUGGAUGCACUGCUUGGAGGAUCUGAAAUCUGGAGAGACAUUGAUUUUGCCCAUGAAGCACCAGCUUUUCUGCCUUGGCAUAGACUCUUCUUGUUGCGGUGGGAACAAGAAAUCCAGAAGCUGACAGGAGAUGAAAACUUCACUAUUCCAUAUUGGGAUUGGCGGGAUGCGGAAAAGUGUGACAUUUGCACAGAUGAGUACAUGGGAGGUCAGCACCCUGCAAAUCCUACUUUACUCAGCCCAGCAUCAUUCUUCUCCUCUUGGCAGAUUGUCUGUAGCCGAUUGGAGGAGUACAACAGCCAUCAGUCUUUAUGCAAUGGAACCCCCGAGGGACCUUUACGGCGUAAUCCUGGAAACCAUGACAAAUCCAGAACCCCAAGGCUCCCCUCUUCAGCUGACGUAGAAUUUUGCCUGAGUUUGACCCAAUAUGAAUCUGGUUCCAUGGAUAAAGCUGCCAAUUUCAGCUUUAGAAAUACACUGGAAGGAUUUGCUAGUCCACUUACUGGGAUAGCAGAUGCCUCUCAAAGCAGCAUGCACAAUGCCUUGCACAUCUAUAUGAAUGGAACAAUGUCCCAGGUACAGGGAUCUGCAAACGAUCCCAUCUUCCUUCUUCACCAUGCAUUUGUUGACAGUAUUUUUGAGCAGUGGCUCCGAAGGCACCGUCCUCUUCAAGAAGUUUAUCCAGAAGCCAAUGCACCCAUUGGACAUAACCGGGAAUCCUACAUGGUUCCUUUUAUACCACUGUACAGAAACGGUGAUUUCUUUAUUUCAUCCAAAGAUCUGGGCUAUGACUAUAGCUAUCUACAAGAUUCAGACCCAGACUCUUUCCAAGACUACAUUAAGUCCUAUUUGGAACAAGCCAGUCGGAUCUGGUCAUGGCUCCUUGGGGCAGCGAUGGUAGGGGCCGCCCUCACUGCCCUGCUGGCAGUGCUUGUGAGCUUGCUGUGUCGUCACAAGAGAAAGCAGCUUCCUGAAGAAAAGCAGCCACUCCUCAUGGAGAAAGAGGAUUACCACAGCUUGUUGUAUCAGAGCCAUUUAUAAAAGGCUUAGGCAAUAGAGUAGGGCCAAAAAGCCUGACCUCACUCUAACUCAAAGUAAUGUCCAGGUUCCCAGAGAAUAUCUGCUGGUAUUUUUCUGUAAAAACCAUUUGCAAAAUUGUAACC